This is a messenger RNA of Mesorhabditis spiculigera, 2148 nucleotides long. The record is from the annotation of a GenBank genome assembly. NCBI's taxonomy places the organism in Eukaryota, Metazoa, Nematoda, Chromadorea, Rhabditida, Rhabditidae.
AUGCGGCUGGCCGUCGCCAUCUUGCCACUCACCCUCUUUUUCAGUGGGCUACUAUGCAGCGCCGACUACUAUGAAAUAUUGGGCGUCGCCAAGGAUGCCGAUGAUCGGACGAUUCGAAAAGCUUUCAAGAAAUUGGCGAUCCAGAAGCAUCCGGACAAGAACAAGGACAACCCGGAAGCGCACGCAGAAUUCUUGAAAAUCAACAGGGCAUACGAAGUGUUGAAAGACGAGGAACUGAGGAAAAAGUUUGAUCAAUAUGGUGAAAAGGGUCUGGCGGAUGACUUCAACCCGAACCAGAACUUCCAGAGUUGGCAAUUCUACAAUGAUAAUUUUGGAAUCUACGAUGAUGAUGUCGAGAUUGUGACCCUCAACCGGGCGGAUUUCAACAGGGUUGUACAAGGCACCGGCGAGAUUUGGUUCAUAAAUUUCUACUCCACCUUCUGCUCCCAUUGCCACCAGCUUGCGCCAACAUGGCGCAAAUUUGCCGCGGCCAUGGAUGGUGUGAUACGCGUGGGUGCGGUCAACUGCGCGGAAGAUCCGGGACUCUGUCAAAGCCAACACGUUCACGGAUAUCCCAGCCUCGUUUGGUACCCAGAGGGCACUUUCUACCAAGGCCCGCGUGAUCUGGAACUUAUUGUCGAAUUCGUCAUGACGCGUCUUCCUGACUUUGUGAUCCCAGUCACUCAUGAGAAUUAUCUGACGUUAUCCCGAGAUGAAGCCGAGACCGCCGGCAGACCUUGGAUUAUUGAUUUUUGCGACGACUCUGACAGAUGCCUGACACCGGAAAAUCGCCGCAAACUGGCGUCGAUGUUAUAUGGCCUGGUGAAUGUGGGAACUGUCGAUUGUCACUACGGCACGACAAAAGACAAGCUGUGCGAGAAAUUUGACCGCACGGACGGCGUUCUCUGGUUUGAUGCUGGUGCCAUUUCCGCCGAAUCUGCAACGGUGCUUGAAUCUCUGGAUCCGAAAGAAUUAGCUUCUACUGCUAUCAAAAAUAUGGAUGGGCUGCCGGAGUUUGACGAGGAUGACCUCAAAUCUCUUUUUGAUCGCCAUAUUGGGGCGACGGAGGACACCGUUGUCUGGUUCGUGAAGGACCAGUCAACGGUGGAGGAAAACAAGGAAAUGCUUCCGACCACAAUUCUCUUCAAGGCAAACGGAGGCUAUGAGAUUAACUAUGCGACCUCGAAAACAAGCUGGCGUGAUCAAGCCCUCUUCAUCCGCGAGUCGUUGAAGACCCCGAUGAAGGAUUCGCUCAACCCGUCGGUCGUCGAACUGACGCCGGAGAAGUUCAGGGCCGAGGUUUUGAACAAGGAUGCUGAAAUCACUUGGGUUGUCGACUUCUUUGCCCCGUGGUGCGGCCCUUGUCAACAGCUCGCACCGGAGUUCAACAGAGCUGCUCGAAUGCUGCGUGAUCAUGAUUCGGAGAAUGUCAAAUACGGAUCCAUAGAUUGUCAGGCCCAUCGGACCCUUUGCGACAACGAGAAGGUUACCGGAUACCCAACCGUUCGUCUCUUCCCGGCCUCAAGUGUGCAGAAGCAGCGCAAGCUCGGGAAAAAUCUAAAUUAUCCCCAAAACAUGUGGCGGAACGCGGAUUCGAUUUCCCAAUGGACGAUGGGAUACCUUCCUUCGCUAGUCGUCCCAAUGGGCAACGAAUUUUUCACGGAGGUUUUGGAUGCGAAGACUCCAUAUCUAGUCGAUUUCUAUGCGCCUUGGUGUGGGCCUUGUAUGCGAUUUGUUCCGGUAUUUGAUCAGAUUGCCAAGGCGUUGGAAGGGCGUGUUCAGUUGGUGAAAGUCGAUUGUGAUCAAUGGCCCGGUGUUUGUCAAGGAGCCGGGAUCCAAGCCUACCCGUCAAUUCGUCUGUACCGCGGAGCAAAGAAUGGACGACGUCAAGACGGCUGGGGCAUCUCCAUCCAAUCGCAAAUGAAGAACGAUAUCAUCCAGAUUCAACUCGAACAAUAUGCGACGUCACCGGAAUUGGCAGAAUGCCUGGUAGAAUGCGUCUCAAAUACUGUCGGCGGGCUCGAGGGCAAAACCGCGUUGACAUCGAUCCCGUGGCCCUACGGACAUGCCAGGAAAAUUUGGCGGGUGCUGAAGUUUCGAGCAGAUGUGACCUUAUUCAAGCGGACGCGCUUCAACUCCCAUCUUUGU